GUCAGCAACUGUCAAAAAAAAAAUAAAAUUUCGUCCUGUUUUCCAACAAAAUAUUUUCGGCUAAAUCGGAAUAAAAGGCUGUUCUGCAAAUAUUCAAUAGGAGUUUUAUAAGUUACUUCUCUCAAAAAUGUUGGUGUUAGUUCUCGGAGACCUGCACAUUCCUCACCGCUGCAGCAGUUUGCCGGCCAAGUUCAAGAAGUUACUCCUACCAGGACGUAUCCAGCAUAUCUUGUGCACCGGCAACCUCUGCACCAAGGAAUCUUACGACUAUUUGAAGACACUUGCCAGUGAUGUGCAUGUUGUUAGAGGAGAUUUUGAUGAUAACGCUACAUAUCCAGAGCAGAAAGUGAUCACAGUCGGUCAGUUCCGUAUCGGCCUCAUUCACGGUCACCAAGUCGUCCCGUGGGGUGAUGAGGAGUCACUAGCUCUGGUGCAGAGGCAGUUGGACGUGGACAUCCUAAUCUCAGGCCAUACUCAUCGUUUUGAAGCUUACGAGCAUGAAAACAAGUUCUAUAUCAACCCUGGAUCUGCUACUGGCGCUUAUAGCCCCCUCUUCAGAAACGCAACCCCAUCGUUUGUGUUGAUGGACAUCCAAAGCUCAACAGUGGUCACCUAUGUCUACAAACUAUUAGGAGAUGAAGUCAAAGUCGAAAGGAUUGAAUAUAAGAAAGCAUAAAACUAA
This is a messenger RNA of Ostrinia furnacalis (Asian corn borer), 682 nucleotides long. RefSeq names its product vacuolar protein sorting-associated protein 29. Gene Ontology annotation, cellular component: retromer complex. Bases 128 to 676 code for a protein of 182 amino acids. Gene Ontology annotation, biological process: retrograde transport, endosome to Golgi. Lineage: Eukaryota; Metazoa; Arthropoda; Insecta; Lepidoptera; Crambidae. The record is from RefSeq and is a predicted model, not a curated record. The transcript has 4 exons.